GGCAAGGAGCUUGAGGUAACUGCAGGGGCUUGUCCUGAUGAGGCCAUGUGACUCAUUGCCCUUUAGUCAGCCACAUCAUUGCGUGAAUUGCUCUCAAGAUAAGUGAAGGCAUAAAUCCUCCUGAGAAAGGUGAGCUACACACCUCAGGUGGAGGAGAAGGCAUCUCGGUUUGUAGUUCCUGGGGUACCUGAAGUUGACAAUCAUGGCAUUUAAUGGCUCCUGGAAGGUGGAGAAGAGUGAGAACUAUGAAAAGUUCAUGGAAAUAAUGGGAAUUAACUUAGUGAAACGAAAGCUGGGAGCCCAUGACAAUCUGAAGCUCACUAUCAAGCAAGAUGGAAACAAGUUCACUAUCAAAGAAUCUAGCACUUUCCGCACUGUAGAGAUCGUGUUCACAUUGGGUGUUGAUUUUGACUACAGCUUGGCUGACGGGACUGAACUUCAUGGUAACUGGAGUAUGAACGGCAAUACGCUUGAAGGCACAUUCAACAGGAAAGACAAUGGGAAGGAACUUAAGGCAUACAGAGAAGUUGUAGGCGACGAACUGGUUCAGACUUACAUCUAUGAAGGAGUUACAGCCAAGAGAAUCUUCAAGAGGGAGUGAAACCAGAUAGAAAAUCGAAGUCAAAACUGUACUACUGUACUCUGUUAAUGGCAGCUGUGCUUUUCCUACCAAGCCAGAGUAAAUGACAUGCAUUCCACAAGUCAGUUAGUCUUAUCAAUAUUAUGUAACUAAAGUGCAAUUAAGGUCUAUUUAUUCCUCUCUCCGCUUAGAUAAACAGCAUUGCUAAGAGCUGGAAAUAUUUGUUUAUUAAACAGGCAAACAAAAAGCA
Hemicordylus capensis (graceful crag lizard) is the source of this 830-nucleotide messenger RNA. It is a transcript of the gene FABP2, whose product is annotated as fatty acid binding protein 2. The transcript has 4 exons. The record is from RefSeq and is a predicted model, not a curated record. NCBI's taxonomy places the organism in Eukaryota, Metazoa, Chordata, Lepidosauria, Squamata, Cordylidae. Gene Ontology annotation, cellular component: nucleus; cytosol. Gene Ontology annotation, molecular function: fatty acid binding. Gene Ontology annotation, biological process: fatty acid transport. The coding region runs from base 203 to 601 and encodes 132 amino acids.